AGGGCAUGUGGGAGGUAUUUACCUGCAAUAAGUAGGACCUAGGGGGAACUUCAAGUUCAUUUCCUUGGAUGGACAUUAAGCUAAGGCCUGUACUAUUUCCCAAGAAGCCCCACUCUCUCUUCCUGCCUCAGCUUCAGAUGACGAGUCUGUGGGUUGGAUUUACUGGGGGAGUGAUUUCGGCAGGGUUCCAGCCCUGGUCUGGUCGGCCCACCGGUUGACUGGAGCGUGCCGCGCUGGAGGCCCUGGGCUGCGUGGGGCGGGAGCCAUCUCAGCUCGGUCCCGGGUCCGCCCGUACGGCAGGGGGCGCGCGGCGCCCGGGCCGCUCGCUCCUGCCCUUCUGCCCUAUCCCUGCCGGGCUCCGGAGUCGCGGGGGCGGGUGGGAGCGAGAUGGCGGCCGCCAGGAGACUCAUGGCGCUGGCCGCCGGCGUCUCUCCGCGCCUGCGGCCGCUGGCUCCCUACACUCCCGGGCGACAGGGACGCCCGCGCGGCCUCUCGACAGGCUGCAUCCGCCCCCAGGGGACGAAGGCGGCCGCUGAGGCGGGGGCGGCCCCCGACGGGCCUGGGGAAGGCGACGGAAGCAUGGUGAACGCUUCUAGGGACCUAUUAAAAGAGUUUCCACAGCCCAAAAAUCUUCUCAACAGUGUGAUUGGAAGAGCCCUUGGCAUCUCGCAUGCAAAAGACAAAUUGGUCUACGUGCACACAAAUGGACCAAAGAAAAAGAAAGUCACCCUCCACAUAAAGUGGCCCAAGAGCGUGGAGGUAGAAGGCUAUGGCAGCAAGAAGAUCGACGCCGAGAGGCAGGCUGCGGCUGCUGCCUGCCAGCUGUUCAAGGGCUGGGGUCUGCUGGGUCCCCGGAAUGAGCUGUUUGAUGCAGCCAAAUACCGCGUGCUAGCCGAUCGCUUUGGCUCUCCGGCUGACAGCUGGUGGCGCCCAGAACCCACCAUGCCACCUACUUCCUGGCGGCAGCUGAAUCCUGAGAGCAUCCGGCCAGGGGGACCUGGGGGCCUAUCCCGCUCCUUGGGCCGGGAGGAAGAGGAGGAUGAGGAGGAAGAGCUAGAAGAGGGGACCAUUGAUGUCACUGAAUUUCUGUCUAUGACCCAGCAGGACUCCCACACCCCACUCAGGGAUUCGAGGGGGGGUUCCUUUGAAAUGACGGAUGACGACAGUGCUAUUAGGGCUCUGACCCAGUUUCCGCUUCCCAAGAACCUUCUGGCCAAGGUGAUUCAGAUAGCGACAUCGUCCUCCACAGCCAAGAACCUCAUGCAGUUCCAUACUGUGGGCACCAAGACCAAGCUGUCCACCCUCACCCUACUCUGGCCCUGUCCCAUGACCUUUGUCGCCAAAGGGCGUCGCAAAGCAGAGGCAGAGAAUAAGGCGGCAGCCCUGGCUUGUAAGAAACUGAAGAGCCUGGGCCUGGUGGACCGGAACAACGAGCCGCUCACCCACGCCAUGUAUAACCUGGCCUCCUUGCGUGAGCUGGGUGAGACGCAGCGCCGGCCGUGUACCAUCCAGGUGCCUGAACCCAUCCUCCGCAAGAUAGAGACCUUCCUGAACCACUACCCCAUGGACAGUUCAUGGAUCUCCCCAGAGCUCCGGCUGCAGAGUGAUGACAUCUUGCCCUUGGGCAAGGACUCGGGGCCGCUGGGUGACCCUAUCACAGGCAAGCCCUACAUGCCCCUGUCAGAAACAGAGGAGCUGCGUCUGAGCCAGAGCCUGCUGGAGCUGUGGCGGCGGCGAGGGCCAGUCUGGCAGGAGGCCCCCCAGCUCCCUGUGGACCCUCAUCGGGACACCAUCCUCAGUGCCAUCGAGCAGCACCCGGUGGUGGUCAUCGCUGGGGACACGGGCUGUGGGAAGACCACGCGCAUCCCGCAGCUGCUGCUGGAGCGCUAUGUGACAGAGGGCCGAGGUGCUCGCUGCAACGUGAUCAUCACUCAGCCGCGCCGCAUCUCGGCUGUAUCCGUGGCACAGCGGGUUAGCCACGAACUGGGCCCCUCCCUGCGCCGGAACGUGGGCUUCCAGGUGCGGUUGGAAAGCAAGCCUCCAGCCCGAGGUGGGGCUCUGCUCUUCUGUACAGUGGGCAUCCUGCUACGGAAGCUGCAGAGCAACCCCAGCCUGGAGGGCGUGAGCCAUGUCAUCGUGGACGAGGUGCAUGAGCGGGACGUGAACACGGACUUCCUGCUGAUUCUGCUCAAGGGCCUGCAGCGGCUCAACCCAGCCCUGCGGCUGGUGCUCAUGAGUGCCACAGGCGAUAACGAGCGCUUCUCUCGCUACUUUGGUGGCUGCCCUGUCAUCAAGGUGCCUGGCUUCAUGUACCCUGUCAAGGAGCACUACCUGGAGGAUAUCCUGGCCAAGCUGGGCAAACACCAGUACCCACACCGGCAUCGGCACCACGAGUCUGAGGAUGAAUGCGCUCUCGAUUUGGACCUCGUGACUGAUCUGGUUCUGCACAUUGAUGCCCGCGGGGAACCAGGUGGGAUCCUCUGCUUCCUGCCUGGGUGGCAGGAGAUCAAAGGAGUGCAGCAACGCCUCCAGGAGGCCCUGGGCAUGCAUGAGAGCAAGUACCUCAUCCUGCCAGUGCACUCCAACAUCCCCAUGAUGGACCAGAAGGCCAUAUUCCAGCAGCCUCCUGUUGGGGUGCGCAAGAUUGUCUUGGCCACCAACAUUGCUGAGACCUCCAUCACAAUCAAUGACAUUGUGCACGUGGUGGACAGCGGUCUGCACAAGGAGGAACGCUACGACCUGAAGACCAAGGUGUCCUGCCUGGAGACCGUGUGGGUGUCACGAGCCAACGUGAUCCAGCGCCGGGGCCGGGCGGGCCGCUGCCAGUCAGGCUUUGCCUACCACCUCUUCCCGCGGAGCCGGCUGGAGAAGAUGGCCCCUUUCCAGGUGCCGGAGAUCCUGCGCACGCCCCUCGAGAACCUGGUGCUGCAAGCCAAGAUCCACAUGCCAGAGAAGACGGCAGUGGAGUUCCUCUCCAAGGCCGUGGACAGUCCAAACAUCAAGGCGGUGGACGAGGCUGUGAUCUUGCUCCAGGAGAUCGGUGAGUGGUGCAGGGCUGGGCGCCGGGCUGCGGAAUGGCUGUCAGGGGCGGGACUGACCUCUGAGCUUGCAGGGGUGCUGGACCAGCGGGAGUACCUGACCACUCUGGGGCAGCGCCUGGCCCACAUCUCCACUGACCCACGGCUGGCCAAGGCCAUAGUGUUGGCUGCCAUCUUCCGUUGCCUGCACCCGCUGCUAGUGGUUGUUUCCUGCCUCACCCGGGACCCCUUCAGCAGCAGCCUGCAGAACCGGGCGGAGGUGGACAAGGUGAAGGCACUGUUGAGCCACGACAGUGGCAGUGACCACCUGGCGUUCGUGCGGGCUGUGUCCGGCUGGGAGGAGGUGCUGCGCUGGCAGGACCGCAGCUCUCGUGAGAACUACCUGGAGGAAAACCUGCUCUAUGCGCCCAGCCUGCGCUUCAUCCACGGACUCAUCAAGCAGUUCUCAGAGAACAUUUAUGAGGCUUUCCUGGUGGGGAAGCCCUCGGACUGCACCCUGGCCUCUGCCCAGUGCAACGAGUACAGUGAGGAGGAGGAGCUGGUGAAGGGUGUGCUGAUGGCGGGUCUCUACCCCAACCUCAUCCAGGUGAGGCAGGGCAAGGUGACCCGGCAGGGCAAGUUCAAGCCCAACAGUGUCACGUAUAGGACCAAAUCUGGCAACAUCUUGCUGCACAAGUCAACCAUUAACAGGGAGGCCACAAGGCUGCGGAGCCGAUGGCUGACGUAUUUCAUGGCUGUCAAGUCCAACGGCAGCGUCUUUGUCCGGGACUCCUCCCAGGUGCACCCACUAGCUGUGCUGCUACUGACCGACGGGGACGUCCACAUCCGUGAUGAUGGGCGCCGGGCCACCAUCUCCCUUAGUGACAGCGACCUGCUGCGGCUGGAGGGCGACUCACGCACUGUGCGGCUGCUGCGGGAGCUGCGCCGGGCCCUGGGCCGCAUGGUGGAGCGGAGCCUGCGCAGCGAGCUGGCUGCACUGCCGCCCUGCGUGCAGGAGGAGCACGGGCAGCUGCUUGCGCUGCUGGCAGAGCUGCUGCGCGGGCCCUGUGGCAGCUUUGACGUGCGCAAGACAGCCGACGAUUAAGCCCCGUCUCUGCUGGGGCCAUGUACAGAGUGCAAAUGUUUAUUUAAAAUAAAGUUCUAUUUAUCCCUUGUGAGCAUCGCUAUCCGCUGGGGCUCCCCAAACCAAGAGGGAAAGUGAAGGCUCAGAAGGGAGGUCCCCAAAGUCUUAGAGCAAAACGGCUUCGAACCCAGCCCUCAGGAGCUUGAACCACUCAUGCGGGUUCUUGGCUUGUGCUGCUUGGCCCAGUCUAGUCGUCGUCGUCACAGCCGCGGUGGGAGGCAGUGUCCUUGCGUGUGCGGCAGGGCCGGCAGCGUGGAUCCUCUCUGGCUGGCUGCCACCUCCUAACCCAGGCAAACGGGGGAGGGAGAAGUUCCACAAGCAGCCUUAACCUUUAGUCACAGCCACAGAUUCACAGACGAGGGGCUGAGGUCGAGACUGCACGCUGCACCCCAGUCCCUCGAUGCAAGGGGACAAGCUGGGGGCUGUGGGGGCCUGGGAUGCUGAAGAUGCAGACAACCAGGACGUAUACAGAAGACAGGGCCUGUGUGGUGGGACAUACGAGCUUUAUUUGUUCUGGAAGUCGUAACAACAAUCACAGAUCAACAUGGUUAACGGCUGAGCCAUAAGCAAAUGGGGAAGUACAGAAACGUUCCAGCCCCAACGGCUGCAGAAUAGAACACAGCACACAGGGCCUCUGGUCCCACCUGUCAGGGCAGCUUUCUCAGCUUCUCUGGCUUGUGGGACCCUUCAAGGGAGCUGUGACCAAACCACCUUUCAGAACACUGACCACUCCAGCGCCCCCUAGAGUGCUCUCCGCCGGGGUCACCUCUCCCACCCCUACCUUUGGCCAACGGAGCAAAAGGACCCAGAGCUGCUUGUCCACCCCAGCAUCAACACAGGUGCAGGUACCUUUAGGCCCAGCACUGUCACCCCACUGCAUCUGGCACCCCACCUCCCACUGCGUCCUCCCAGUUUCAUCUCACCCUUUCUUGCAGACAAAACACGGAUGCCCUGAUGUCCCUGGCGCCGUUGAAGCACUGUGUGGACAGUCUCUGGCCCUGGGAGUGCUUUUUCCACAAGACCCCUGCAAUUUCUUGGUAUGUGCUUGGGGAGCUGGGGAGAUGGCGUCGAACCUCCCUGGAGAAAAUGCUACCUCAGAAAGGGAGAGCACCUGCCCAGCCCAGACAUCCUCCCUCUACAUGGACUUCGAAUCUGAUCCUAGGUCAACAGCUCCCACCUUCUCAGUGCCAACGGAAGCCAGAGGAGGAGGUGGAGAGUGUGAGGGGCCAAGUCUGCGCUGCAGAAAAUGCUCUUCCAGAGGAGAAGCCUUGGAGACUCCCAGGCCAUUUCACUACAAACUGUUACGUUUUAAUCCUUUAUUAGAAACCAUGCAAACUUUAAUACAAAAAAUACAAGUGCAAUAAGAAUCUUCGUGUCAAUACAAUUCCCGGGACUUAUCAUUGCAGCCAUCCCAAGACCAGGCCUAACCAGGACACACCCCUUAGGUUGGCCUCGCCUCUCCUCUCUUCCCCUCUCCAGUCAGGCCGUAAGGGAGUCUGGAUGGCCCAUCUCAUGUACUUAUUUUUAAAUUUCCAGACUUGAUUCCCCACUAUCCACAUGAGUUCUGAACACAUCGGGCUCCCUGGCAACUGAGGGCUCGAGUGUCCUAGGUUGUAGGCUUGGAGGAAUUUGACCUCCAUGUCCCUUUCCAGCCCAACCUUGUCUCCCACCGGAUCCCAGGGAAUGAAACAGACAUAGAUGCCAAAACCAGCCUCUUGGUUAGAAAAGAAAAGCAGCAUACACACAAAAUGCCAGAACCACCAGUCCACACUCUGACCAGCCCCUAGCUGUCCCUGCCUGCCCUCUAGCCCACAGUCCCCCACUGCACCUGCCCUGUCCACACCACCUCCGGGGCUGCCCAAGCCAGGGCAGCCUCCAAUGCCUCACCUCCCGGCUGGAGGCUUCAAGAUCUCCCCUCCCUGUUUCCUUUAACACCUACCAACGACUUUCAUUCAGACAUGGCUUCAACCUGCAAAACUACUCCACCGGUUUUCAGGUUAUUUAAAAAAAAAAAGAUAAA
Kogia breviceps (pygmy sperm whale) is the source of this 6181-nucleotide messenger RNA. NCBI's taxonomy places the organism in Eukaryota, Metazoa, Chordata, Mammalia, Artiodactyla, Physeteridae. The record is from RefSeq and is a predicted model, not a curated record.